Messenger RNA from Scaptodrosophila lebanonensis, 3527 nucleotides. Its product is annotated as putative mediator of RNA polymerase II transcription subunit 29. The record is from RefSeq and is a predicted model, not a curated record. The transcript is spliced from 2 exons. Lineage: Eukaryota; Metazoa; Arthropoda; Insecta; Diptera; Drosophilidae. Bases 1226 to 2521 code for a protein of 431 amino acids.
ACGUGCUUGACUCGUAAGCGCGGUGUUCGGUCCAUUUAACAGUAAAACACAGACAACCAACAGCAGCACCAGUUACAGUUGAAGUUAAACAGAGUCGCGCGCUCACCCCCCCCACUCCAAACCACGACGCUUACUGCACACUGCACACAAUUGAAAAGCGAGGCCUAAGAAAACACAAACAAAAUUGUCUCAGUUAGUAGCAUAAUUAAAUUGUCGACUCUUUAGCGUGUUGUGACUUUGUGUAUGUGUGUGCUCUGCCCCUUUGCUUCCCUCCUUGCACAGUCGAAUAAACAAAGCAACAAGGAUAAACUUAUGCGUUAAAAUCUGGCAUUUGUUGUUGUAAAAUUGUAAAAAGCGUGCCUACAUAUAUCAAUUUUUUUGUUAUUUUUUUAUUGUGUGUGCAUCAGCAUCAAAACGUUCAGAUUCAAAAGUCCUGGAUUAUUUUGAAUUGAAAACGUCAAAGAUAGAAGAGGAGAUAAAAACACAUUACAAAUCAAAAGGUUCAAUGCAAGGUCAAUAAUAGGCUGUGUGUUAAAGAAGUAUUAAGAGGAAAUCGUGCAUAACGGUAAACAUUGCAAUAACUUAUACAAUAAUAAUAAUAACAACACGCUACAAAUGCUACAAUUACAACAACAACAGCAAGAAACAUAACGGAACAGCGCCAAGUGAAAUCUCACGCAAAAAAAAGAAGAAAAACCCCAAACCAAACUAACAGCAGCAGCAGCCAAAGCCAAACGUAAAAAGAGGGGCCAGCAACCAGACGCCCUCUGCCAGCGUCGACGUAGUCGCAGUCGUCGCGUGCCUACCACCGCAUAACUGUGUGUGCGUGCGUGUGUGUCAAGAGAGUGAGAGAGAAAAGGAGAGAGGAAGAGCAACACUUGCAAGACUUUAUAAUGCAAAAAAUUGCCUCCUAACGCAAAAGAAAAAGAAAACCAAAUAAAAAAUUAAAAAACGCCACAACAAGAAAUCAAUUAAAGAAAAUCAACUCGCACUUCGAUAUAUAGAUAUAUGUACAUAUAUACAUGCACACGCACACACACACUAAGAGAGCAGGAGAUAGAGAUAUAAUCAUAUGAACAAUUAGUGCUGGUGGUUUACCUUGUCAGCAUAGAGUUGAAGAAUUUCGGCGUUUGCUUUUCCUUUUGCUUUUUGUGGCUGCAGCAACACAAACGACAAUACCAACAACAACAACAACAAGCAUAUAAUAAUAACAGCCGGUCGCGCAAUGACCUUGCCAACCACAAGCUCUGCAAAUGGUGGCGCCGGCGGCGGCAGCAGCAGCAGCAGUGACGAUGACUCGGACAUGUUUGGCCCACCACGCUGCUCACCCCCCAUUGGCUAUCAUCAUCAUCGCUCACGCGUGCCAAUGAUCACGCCCAAGCUGCGGCAGCGGGAGGAGCGCAAACGCAUCCUCCAGCUCUGCGCCCACAAGCUAGAACGCAUCAAGGACUCUGAGGCAAACCUCAGACGCAGCGUCUGCAUCAACAAUACUUAUUGCCGACUUACCGACGAGCUGAGGCGUGAGAAGCAAAUGCGUUACCUACAGAAUCUGCCCAAAACCGAUAACACCGGCACUGAACUGGCCCGUGAGAACAUCUUUCAACACAAUCUGGACGAUGCCAAGCCCGCGAACAAAGCAACCUAUGGUGAUGGCAGCGGCAAUGCCAAUCCGAAUUCCGCCACCUCUGCCAAUGCCGCCACACGCACCAUUUGCUCCAUCGAGAAUCAACCGCAGCUCGUCAUUGGUAUGACGCGUCAUGCCAACAACAACAACAACAGCAGCAACAAUAUUAAUAAUAUUAACAACCACUCGCCCGCCGCCACCGCCAACAACAACAACGCCAGCACAGCCAAUGGACCGAACAAUGCCGUCGUCGCCCCCGUCGCCCCACGCAAGCGUCAUCUCUCGAGCAGCAAUCUGGUCAACGAUCUGGAAAUACUCGAUCGGGAACUGAGCGCCAUCAACGCGCCGAUGCCACUGAUCGAUCCGGAGAUAACGCAGGGCGCCGAACAGCUGGAGGCGGCUCUCUCAUCCCGCAAGCGACUGCGCAGCAAUAGCGAGGAUGAGAGCGAUCGCUUGGUGCGAGAGGCGCUCUCCCAGUACUACAUACCGCCGCAGCGCUUCAUUUCGGCCAUCGAGGACUGUCCCCUCGAUGUGGUCGGCCUGGGAGUGGGUAUGGGCAUGGGUGUUGGCGUUGGCGUUGGAUUGGGUGUGGGUGUGUGUGCGGGCGCUGGCGCCGGUUCCGUUAUCAGCAGCAGCAACAACAACAACAGCGGCGGCGGCUGCAACGAUCACGGCCCGAAUGGCAAGCGAGCCAAACUGGGCGGCAGCAGCGAUCAUCUGGAGCUGGUCGACUUCGAUAUGAAUCAGAAUCAAAAGGACUUUGAGGUCAUUAUGGAUGCACUGCGUCUGGGUACGCCCAGUCCGACAAGUGCCAGCGAUUCGUGCGGCCAAGCGGCAAUGAUGAGCGAAUCGGCGAGCGUUUUCCACAACCUUGUCGUCACAUCGUUGGAAACAUGAAAGUAUCAAUAGGCCCAUCCGCAUCCGCAUCCGCAUGGGAACUAUUCUACUAAUCUAUCUACACAAAGAGCAGGCAUACAUAUAGUAGUAAUGGUAGUACAUACAUAGGAAAUAUUAUACCUACAUACAUACAUACAUCAUACAUACAUAUACAUACAUACUAUAUCUAGAAUCUAGUGAAUUAAGUUGAAGCCAGCAAUGUCGCUCCAAAUCGUCGGAGAUGGUACUUUUUUUUUUAAGAAAUGCUUUUGCCAAAAACUGUCCUCUCGACCGACAUUGGAGACGUUUGUACAAAAAAAAAAACAAACAAAAAAAUCACUAUUUUUUGCAAUUAGCAACAUAAGGCGGAACAACAGCAACAGCAGUAAGAGCAACAAAAAGAAAAAAUACAACAAAAAUCAAAGAAUUUGUAGUCAAAAAAAAAGUAUGAGACAAAAGAGGAGCAAACAAACUUUCUAAAGGAGUUAUAGAAGGAGAGGAAGAAGAAGAAGCAAACAGAUGAUAACACUAACUAUGCCUAUGCAAUAUUACUAUCCAAAACUAUGCAGGACACACACUAUGUACAUAUAUAUACAUAUAAAAUACCUAUGUAAGUAAUGUGUCUGAGAAAGUUUUUUAUUUUAGUUAUUUUUUUUUUUUUGAAAUCCCAUUUAUUUCGCCUUUCUGAAUAUGUCUCUGGCCGUGGGCUAGUUGGCAAACACACCUCCCUCCCUCCCGUACACAGAACCGUGAUAAAAACUAAAUAAAUUGCAAAUAUACUCGCAUACAUACGAUUUAUAUUCCAAGCUAGCUUUCCCCCAAAAAUUGAAAGAGAGAACCGAACUUAAUCUCAAUUUUUAGUUUUAUUUUUUUAUUACAGUAUUGAAUUGAAGUCUCGAGAAAGCAUGAGCUUAAGUUAAAUAGAAAAUUUGUUUCGAUCAAUUUAAUCAGCAAGGGAAAAUCGAACUUAAUUGCAAUUUCUCCUCUAUGAGGGAGGCAAGACUCUUUUAUACAAGGUUAUAUAUAU